Messenger RNA from Nicotiana attenuata, 2251 nucleotides. Its product is annotated as F-box/LRR-repeat protein 17-like. The transcript has 11 exons. NCBI's taxonomy places the organism in Eukaryota, Viridiplantae, Streptophyta, Magnoliopsida, Solanales, Solanaceae. The record is from RefSeq and is a predicted model, not a curated record. Gene Ontology annotation, molecular function: protein binding. The coding region runs from base 219 to 2033 and encodes 604 amino acids.
CUAAACACCCCCGCCCUUUAUUUCAAAGUUUUCAACUCAUUUCUAACCUCAUUUUCACCUACACAUUUCACAGUUUAAUUGUCGCCGGCGAAAAGUGGCGGAUUCCAAAUUUAGACACCAUUUUUUCCGAUUUAAAAACUGAAAUAUAUUUCUGACUCUUUAAUAAGUACACGUUAUUUUUGGAUCCGUCACUUGUUCUAAGCGCCGGCGAAGUACAAAUGCAGGGUCGCCAACACCACCCCCACACCGCCACUCCUAUCGCCGACGUUAUCCUUCCUAAGCGAGGCAAAAAACGGGGUAGUUACAGCUGUGGUCGUUGUGGUGUCCCUAAAAAAGGCCACGUUUGCAGUUUUCCAAAGGACCUUAAUCCUAUUAGUAAUCCAAACCCUGAUCUCACCCCUAAUCCCAGUGAAAAUCCCAGUCCUAAUCCUGAAUCAUUCCGUUUGCCUUCUCCACUCUCAGUCGUCCGUCCUCAGUCGCCGCCACCUCCUCCGCCGCCGCAGCAACGUCUUAUACUCCCGCAACUCCGGCGAGCACUUUCAUUUGAUGACAUUGAUGUUACUGAUUCAUGUAAAUCUGAUGACGAGGAAGAGGAGCUUUUUUUCGAUCCGGAUAAUGAAUCGGAUCUAAUCGGGUCCGGAAAGUUGCCGGGGUGUUGUUUAUGGGAGGUGUUUAAGAGAUUGCCGCCUCCGGCGUUGCUGGCGGCGGCUAGGGUUUGUAAAGGGUGGAAGGAUAUUUCUAGAAGGGUCUGGAAGUCUGCGGAGGAACUUAGGCUUCGGGUUCCGGUGAAGGCCCAGAUUGGACUUGUCGGAUCGGUGUUGAAGAAGUGUCCUGGGCUUGUUAAGCUUUCUGUUACGAUGGAAAGUGAUGUUGAUGCUACUAUGUUGGCCUGCAUUGCAUUUUCCUGCCCGAAAUUGGAUUCGAUAGAGAUCUUCACAUCUGGUACCUCAGUCAAUCGGAUCACGGGGGAUGAGUUGGGUCGUUUUGUUGCUGACAAAAGAUGUCUUACUAAUCUCAAGAUGGAAGGCUGCUCUAAUCUUGGGGGUUUUACUCUUUGUUCAACCAGUCUCUCCACUCUUUGGCUUUCAGAUCUCUAUUGUCACUCUAAGAUGGUCUUUAACUGCCCCAACUUGAAGGAAAUUUCCCUGGAUUUUUCUCGGCAAGAAAAUGAUACCACUGAUUUAACUCUCAUGGUGGAGGGUCUUGGAAGGAGCUGUCCUAGACUCCAGAGCAUUCACAUUGCUUCCAUCCGGCUUACAAAUGCUGUCGUGCUUGCUUUAACAGCAGCAAAUUUAAGGGGGUUACAAAUGCUUUCUCUUGUACUGGGGUCAGAAAUAACUGAUGCAUCUGUUGCAGCUAUUGCUUCAAGCUACUCAAGCCUAGAGUUGCUUGAUUUAAGUGGGUCUAGCAUUAGUGAUAGUGGCAUUGGAAUGAUAUGCAAUGUAUUCCCAGAGACAUUGUCUAAACUUCUCAUUGCUGUUUGUCCAAAUAUCACUUCAAGUGGCAUUCAAUUUGCUGCAGCUCAGUUGCCUAAUCUAGAGCUAAUGGACUGUGGUAUGACCAUUUGUGAUCCGGAUCUAGACAGUACAACUCAGGAAAAUAACGAUCUCCAAUUACAUAGAACUCCAAACAGUAAAAUGCACCUAAUAUAUCAAAAACUGAUUAUUAAACAUACCCGCUUGAAGAAACUCAGCUUAUGGGGUUGCUCUGGAUUAGAUGCAUUAUAUCUGAAUUGUCCAGAGCUUAAAGAUUUGAACCUGAACUCUUGUAUAAAUCUGAAUCCAGAAAGAUUAUUACUCCAGUGCCCCAUUCUGGAAAGUGUUCAUGCAUUAGGUUGCCAGGACAUGUUGGUUGAAACCCUUCAGAAUCAGGUUUGCAGUGAUUUUGUAACUGCAGAAGAUCAUUUCCAUUGCAAACGUCUUCCUGAUGGCUCGAAAAGGGUCAGGGUUCCACAUUUAUUUAGUCCACAGCCAAUUGACGAGAAGACAAAAAGGGUUUCGAAGCGCCACCGCUGUACUGUGUUUGUAAGUUAGUCUACAGUGCCUGUUUUCUGCUGCCAUUGUUAGUUUAUAACAAUUUGUUGUAAGAAGAGAAACAGGAGAAAUUGCUCAUUGUAUUCCCUUUCUCAAUAAACAAGCAACUCUAUGGAACUUGUAGUAAAAAGACGUCACAUAUUGCGAAAACAAAAAAAACCAAAGUUAUCCCCCUCAAUAAAUCCAUUGUUUGCUAUCGUUUCGAUAUGGCAAAGGUA